Molecule: messenger RNA, 2364 nt
Organism: Melozone crissalis (California towhee)
Lineage: Eukaryota; Metazoa; Chordata; Aves; Passeriformes; Passerellidae
Gene: RECQL
Product: RecQ like helicase
Exons: 13
Coding region: 372-2291 (639 amino acids)
Biological process (GO): double-strand break repair via homologous recombination
Cellular component (GO): cytoplasm; chromosome
Molecular function (GO): four-way junction helicase activity; ATP binding; 3'-5' DNA helicase activity
Source: RefSeq, a predicted model, not a curated record
UUUUGGGGAGCAUUUGCUUCACUUCUUUCACAUGUGAAGCAUGGAUAAAACAUUUUCCCUCUACCCAAACCCUGCUGCUCAGUACAUCCUCUUGUUCUGUGGCGGAGGGAGACCUUGGUGCAUGAACAGGGCUUGUUGCUAAUGGCCCUGUUUACAACUCCAGAGGAGUUUAACUUGCUGGGGUUAAUGUUGCUUCUCACAUGUAAAUAAUGCCUUUCUUAACAGCUUGAUCGCUGGCUGGAGUACAAAUAACACAAUUAGAAGUGGCAUCAGCUCAUGGCUGUGGUCUCUAUUGUGCCUUCCCCUUGUCUCUCCCUGCAGUGCUGGAGGAGGUGCUGGUGUCCAUUGAGAAUGAGCUGCAAGCAGUGGAGAUGCAGAUCCAGGAGCUUGUGGAUAAGCAGCAGGAGCUCCUUCAGAAGAAGAUGAGAGUAAAGAAUCUGAUAAAACAGUCCUCAGGAGACGUGCAGGCAGGUGGAAGUAAAGACACUGAAACCUCAGCUGAGGAAUGGAACAAAAAAGAUUUUCCAUGGUAUGAGAAGAUAAAAACUGCACUGCAGAGCAAAUUUAAACUCCAGAAGUUUAGAUCACUGCAGCUUGAAACAGUAAAUGCUGCCAUGGCAGGGAAGGAUAUAUUCCUUGUCAUGCCCACAGGUGGUGGGAAGAGCCUUUGUUACCAGUUACCAGCUGUCUGUUCUGAUGGUUUCACACUGGUGAUAUGUCCUUUGAUAUCUCUCAUGGAAGAUCAGCUGAUGGUUUUGGAACAGCUUGGUAUCUCUGCAGCUUUGUUAAAUGCCUCAAGCAGCAAGGAACACGUGAAGUGGGUGCACACAGAAAUGCUGAAGAGGAAUUCCCAGCUAAAGCUCAUUUAUGUGACUCCAGAGAAGAUUGCAAAGAGCAAAAUGUUCAUGUCCAAGCUGGAGAAGGCUUACCAGGCUGGCUGCCUGGCUCGCAUCGCUGUGGAUGAGGUGCACUGCUGCAGUCAGUGGGGCCACGACUUCAGGCCUGACUACAAGUCUCUUGGUAUCCUGAAAAGACAGUUUCCCAAUACUCCCUUGAUUGGAUUGACAGCAACAGCUACCAAUCAUGUUUUAAAGGAUGCUCAGAGCAUUUUGCAUGUUCAGAAGUGCAUUACCUUUACUGCUUCCUUCAACAGGCCCAACCUUUACUAUGAGGUUCGGCAUAAGCCUUCAAAUAAUGAAGAUUUCAUAGAGGACAUAGUUAAGACCAUUAAUGGAAGAUACAAAGGACUGUCAGGAAUUGUUUACUGCUUUUCUCAGAAGGAUUCUGAGCAAGUUACUGUGAGUUUGCAGAAACUGGGAAUCAAGGCAGGGACUUACCAUGCAAACAUGGAUCCUAAAUAUAAAACCAAAGUUCAUAAAGGAUGGGCAACAAAUCAAAUCCAGGUGGUAGUGGCAACUGUUGCUUUUGGCAUGGGAAUUGAUAAACCUGAUGUGAGGUUUGUAAUCCAUCACUCUAUGAGCAAGUCCAUGGAGAACUAUUACCAAGAGAGUGGACGUGCAGGUAGAGAUGACCAAAAAGCUGACUGUAUUUUGUAUUAUGGGUUUGGAGAUAUAUUCAGAAUCAGCUCAAUGGUGGUGAUGGAAAAUGUUGGCCAAGAGAAGCUGUAUGAUAUGGUCUCUUAUUGCCAAAAUAUGAGCAAGUGUCGCCGGGUGCUCAUAGCUCACCACUUUGAUGAGGUGUGGGAUUCUGCCAACUGCAACAGAAUGUGUGAUAACUGCUGCAGAGAGAAUGCAUGUGAGAGGCUGGAUGUAACAGGAUACUGCAGGGAUCUAAUAAAGAUCCUUGAGCAAGCUGACAGCAUGAGUGAGAAACUCACCCCACUGAAAUUAAUCGAUGCCUGGUCUGGGAAAGGUGUGUCCAAAUUCAGGGUGCCUGAAGUUACUUCACCCAAGCACUCUCGGCAGGAGCUGGAGAGAAUUAUUGCUCAUUUUCUGCUGCAGCAGUAUCUGAAGGAGGAUUUCAGCUUCACAGCCUUUGCCACAAUAUCCUACCUGAAGGUGGGACCUAAAGCCCGGCUGCUGAAAAACGAGGGACAUGUCAUCACCAUGGAGGGGAUAACAAACAGCAAAAGUGGUUCCAAGGUGAAACCAUCUCAAUCUUUAAAUUCAAAAGGAAGCAGAGAAAAUGCCCAGGCUGGAUCAAAGACUGUCCAAGAUUCAGGGCUGAAGAAAUCACAGGAACAAAAACGGCCCAGCUGUAGUCCUAACUUAAAAGCAAAGAAGCCUAAGCUUCAGGCAGGUGCACAUGACCAACCAGUAGUUAUUGACUGAGCGUCACAGACUACAUUUAGGAUCUAAUCAUGGUUGCUGCUCCCUGGACAGUGCAAUAUAUUUUUAUACUCUA